GGUUAUCUUUUAGCUUUGGAAGUAGGAGAAAGAACGAGAGAUUUUCGUUCGGAGAUGUUCAUUACCGCAUUGCGUGACAUGAUGGUGGCUAUUCCCACUAAACAUGUUGCCUUCAUUACUGAUGAUCACACAGAUGGAUAUCAGUUACAUCAAAUAUCUAAAGUUUUCUUUGAAAGUGGUAUAAUGUUAGCAUACUUCACCCUGGAGCCUAAUCCUCAUGAAACCUCGUCCAAUGAUCUCGUCAGAUUUUUUUUCUUCCUUCAAAUUUAUGGAUCAUAAUUUACUGUCACUUUUUUUAUAUUAAGAUUACCAUAAAUACAUUUUAAUUAUAAAUACAAAAAGAUUAGUUUCUCAAAUACUAUAUUUUGUUAUAAAAAAAAUUGUUUUUUCAGUUAGUUAAAGACAUAAAAAAAACGACAACAUUUUUUGGCAACGCUGUUUACAUAACCAUAGCCAACCCUUCCAAUGCUGAGGGAAUCAUGCAAAUGGUAAGCAAUCAUUGCACAUUGUAUUGUACAUAUUACUAUAAAUGAGCAUAUAGCACAAAAUGAGACAAAGUAAUUAGGAUAUAAAUUGAAAACUCCAAACCGAAAAGUCUUAAGUC
Nezara viridula (southern green stink bug) is the source of this 604-nucleotide messenger RNA. The record is from the annotation of a GenBank genome assembly. Lineage: Eukaryota; Metazoa; Arthropoda; Insecta; Hemiptera; Pentatomidae.